Messenger RNA from Doryrhamphus excisus (bluestripe pipefish), 1098 nucleotides. RefSeq names its product myozenin 2b (gene myoz2b). Lineage: Eukaryota; Metazoa; Chordata; Actinopteri; Syngnathiformes; Syngnathidae. The record is from RefSeq and is a predicted model, not a curated record. Gene Ontology annotation, molecular function: FATZ binding; actin binding; telethonin binding. Gene Ontology annotation, cellular component: actin cytoskeleton; Z disc.
UGUGGCUUUAGUGUCCACGAGUGUGAAGAUCAGGGAAGAUCAAACCAGCGACUGUUGGUUGACCUCUGAGCGUCGCCCGCUUCCCCUCAAGGAUACUGCUUGUACACUCGGGACACCACUAUCACAGUACUCCUGCCGCACUCUGACAACCUUGCCAAGUCCACAAUGUCACAAUUCUGUACAAUGCCAGCUGGAGAGAAGAAGAAGCAUGCAGCAGCUAUUUGUCGAGAAGUCCACGGUACCAAUGGGGACGUGAUGGAUCUGGGAAAGAAGCACAGCACUCCUAAAGACAUAAUGCUGGAGGAGUUGUCGCUGCUCUCCAACAGAGGCUCUCGCCUUUUCAAGAUGCGCCAGAGACGAUCAGAAAAGUACACAUUUGAGAGCAUACAAAAUGAGGCCAACACGCUGCUUGAUAAUGAUAUUCUAACUGAGAAUGCACACAUGAUUGAAAUUAAAGUGGAGGCACCAACCAAUGGAAAUACUCCUAAUCCAGAUGAGACACUUCAAGAUACAAAUGCAGAGCCGUUAAAUGCCUCCACUAUGCCCAAAUCCUACCACUCGCCAUGGGAGGAGGCAAUCCGCGAUGACCCAGGCCUUGCUGACACUUUCAAAAUGAGAAUGCCCGCCAUGGACCCUCGACCUGAACUUCCUGAGUACAAAUGCUUUAACCGAGUUGCGACCCCUUAUGGCGGCUUCGACAAAGUCCCCCGAGGAAUCACAUUCAAACUUCCGGAGUUGGACCUCAAUCCACCCAAAUACCCAGAGCUCCAGGAGCUGGGAAUUAAGCGGCCGACCUUCAACAGAACAGCUCAGGGAUGGAUACCCGAUGGCACCCACUUGAUCCUGCCCCAAAUCACCCUAGAGUCCAUUCAAGUGCCUGAGUCAGAUGAUCUGUAAUUAAUCACAAAGCUGCCACAUUUAGGUUCUCCCAUGCCAUGGACAACAAAAUGUUUUACUCAGCUACCUGUCACAUUAAUGGUGUGUCUGUUGUACACUGAGAUUAACUUCAUGUAAAUAGACAAUUGAAUGUGCUGCAAAUGUUCCAAUAAGACUUUCCGGUGGAUCUGAACAUAUGAUGUAAAUAAAGAAUACAGCUUA